Messenger RNA from Pseudophryne corroboree (corroboree frog), 3328 nucleotides. It is a transcript of the gene SLC7A2, whose product is annotated as solute carrier family 7 member 2. The record is from RefSeq and is a predicted model, not a curated record. Gene Ontology annotation, molecular function: L-lysine transmembrane transporter activity; L-ornithine transmembrane transporter activity; L-arginine transmembrane transporter activity. Gene Ontology annotation, biological process: L-arginine import across plasma membrane; L-ornithine transmembrane transport. The coding region runs from base 444 to 2426 and encodes 660 amino acids. The transcript has 14 exons. NCBI's taxonomy places the organism in Eukaryota, Metazoa, Chordata, Amphibia, Anura, Myobatrachidae. Gene Ontology annotation, cellular component: plasma membrane.
AUGUAGCCACUAUGUUUCAAAGAGAGACAUCCUACUCCACAUGAUUUAUCCUGCAGAGGGACAGAGCUAAAGACUUCACUGAGCAGGAUACAACCUCGGGAUAGAAUUCCCAUCGCUCUUUCUCUUCCUCUCACUGCACAUCUAGACUGUUAGUAACACUUCUGAUCAGGAGCAAUAUCCUCUAUAGAUCUGUAGUUUACACUGUACCGCCUAGAAGGAAGAAACUGAGCAAAGCGGAGCAAGUGGCUAAAGCCAUGUCAAAUGUCCUUGUCGACCAACUCCGAGAGAUGGACGCUACAAUGUCCGCACAGGAGGAUGCAAGGCUCGACAGGACAUACCUGUGCAAAGACAUUACCUGCUGUGUGCAGUGAAGUAAAGUGCUAGAGAUAGCAGGACCAUCAGUUCUGUCAGCAAGACAACCUUGAAACAAACAAGAAGUCAUCAUGGUGCCCUGCGGACCAGCAUUGUCCUUUGUUCGGUGUUUACUUCGCAGAAAGAUUGUUACCUUGGACAGUCUGGAAGAUUCCAAGCUAUGCCGCUGUCUUUCCACUGUAGAUCUGAUCGCUCUGGGAGUUGGGAGUACUCUUGGAGCUGGGGUCUAUGUUCUUGCUGGAGAAGUGGCUAAGUCAAACUCAGGACCUAGCAUAGUGAUUUCCUUCCUUAUUGCAGCAUUGGCGUCAGUAAUGGCAGGCCUCUGCUACGCAGAAUUUGGAGCCCGUGUGCCAAAGACUGGCUCAGCGUACCUGUACACAUAUGUCACAGUUGGUGAACUCUGGGCUUUUAUCACUGGCUGGAAUCUGAUCUUAUCAUAUGUCAUAGGCACUUCCAGCGUGGCGCGAGCAUGGAGCGGCACAUUCGAUGAACUGCUGGGGAAGCAGAUUGGUCACUUUUUUAGAACAUAUUUUAGGAUGAAUUCUACUGGAUUGGCGGAAUACCCUGAUUUCUUUGCAGUUUGUCUUAUACUGCUUUUGUCUGGCUUGUUGUCAUUCGGAGUGAAGGAGUCUGCCUGGGUGAACAAGGUGUUCACAGCAGUAAAUGUGCUUGUCCUCUUGUUUGUCAUGAUUGGUGGAUUUGUGAAAGGAGAUCCUCAAAACUGGAAGAUAACAGAGUCAUUUCUUCAGAAUAUCUCUGCUCCACCAGGCAACUUUGUGACAUACGAAAAUGUGACAAGUAAACACGGGGCUGGAGGCUUCAUGCCAUAUGGGAUGACUGGGAUGCUGGCUGGUGCUGCCACUUGUUUCUAUGCCUUCGUUGGAUUUGACUGCAUUGCAACAACCGGAGAGGAAGUCAGGAAUCCGCAACGAGCAAUACCCAUUGGAAUUGUCACCUCCUUGCUGGUGUGCUUUAUGGCCUACUUCGGAGUGUCAGCAGCCCUGACAUUAAUGAUGCCAUAUUACUUGUUAGAUGAGAAGAGCCCUCUUCCUGUUGCAUUUGAGUAUGUUGGCUGGGGUCCCGCUAAAUACGUUGUAGCCGUUGGGUCUCUCUGUGCUCUCUCAACCAGUCUGCUCGGAUCCAUUUUCCCAAUGCCUCGUGUAAUCUAUGCUAUGGCGGAGGAUGGGUUGCUUUUCAAAUCUCUAGCUCAGAUCAGUCCGCGGACGAAGACGCCUGUAAUUGCCACCCUCUCGUCUGGUGCAGUGGCAGCUAUAAUGGCGUUUCUGUUUGACCUGAAAGCUCUGGUAGACAUGAUGUCCAUUGGAACUCUCCUGGCCUAUUCCCUCGUGGCAGCGUGUGUUCUCAUCCUCCGGUACCAGCCUGGUAUAGGUUAUGAGAAACCUAAAUGUGUUCCUGCUAAAGAAAUGCUGUCUGCAUCAGAAAGAGAAUCAAUGGUGAAUGAUUCACAAAUCAUUAUGCUGCAGGAACAGGGAUCUCGCUUCCACUCUCUCCUGCAUCCUGCCAGCCUUCCUACAGAACAGUCUGCCUCUGCGGUCAGCCUCCUAGUGGGACUGCUGGCAAUAAUCAUUUGUGCACUAAGCAUCCUAACAACAUAUGCCAUUCCAGCAAUAAUUAAUGUGGAAGCAUGGAGCAUUGCCCUUCUCACGGUGUUCAUCAUACUCAUCAUCUUCAUUGUGUUAAUUAUCUGGAGACAACCUCAGAACCAGCAUAAAGUUGCUUUUAUGGUGCCACUCCUGCCUUUUCUGCCAGUUUUCAGUGUCCUGGUGAACGUUUACUUGAUGGUACAGCUAAGCGGGGACACCUGGAUAAGAUUUAGUAUUUGGAUGGCUCUUGGUUUGCUGAUUUACUUUGCUUAUGGCGUAAGAAAUAGCCUUGAAGGGAAAGCUAAAACACAUAAAGAAGAGGAGGAAGACGAGGACGAUGACUCUGACAACAGUGGCGUUGAGGAGAAAACAUCAGGGAAACAAAAUGAGGAGGAAAAUGCCAAAGAAAGUGAUCACUUUAUUUUACAUGAAAGGACAAGUGAAUGCUAGUGACAGGCAACUGCUUGAGAAGAUUUAAGCUGUAUCAGUACUGCGAGAAGUGCUGAGGUUUCGACAGAUUACACUAGGACAAAGCUCUGUUCUAUGGAUCUAUGCGUUCUCCUAAAAACAACCUCCUUUUACCUAGAUUUUCCAUAUCUCCUAACCAAAAGUAAGAGUUGUUUGGAGGUCUUGCUGCUAAACCGCUUUAAUUUGUAUCUAUAUGUCUUACUCUGCAACCGCUUGUCUGUGAUUGAAGAAAGGGUAAAAUGUAUGGCCUACCAGAGCCUGAAAUAGGAAAAUAAACCUAUUUUCUUAGCUUUAUAAAAAAUGGGCAGUAGGCCACAUUCCUGAAGCCCCUGAAAUAUAAAUAGUAGCUUAUAUAUUUUUUUUAUUAUCAUGCUAACUGGCCUGCCAGACAUUUCUCAGGAGAGUUUCUCAUAGACACAAUGUUACAUUGCAUUGCCACAAUGCAAUGUAACAUUGUAUGAAUAAAUCUAUUGUAUUUUGUACUUUGAGAAGAGUUACCAAGUACAUCUGUCUCGAUAGAGCACAUAUUAGAAGCUUUUAUACACAUUAUUUAAAUAUUUCUAUUGUGCCUUUUAAGCACCCUGUGGGCCAAUCUUUCAGCCCACAGACUCUGCAGCUUAGAGGGAUUUAGUAAUAUUUGUCUAACUUGGAUGGUUGUUAAUUCAUUACAUGAAACUGCUGUAAGAUGUUAACAAAUAGUAAUAUUUAAUAACUUACUGAAAAUAGAACAAUGUGUCAUAUCCUAUAGUAGCCAAUACUAUUUUCAUAAGUUUGACCUGAUAUACAGUAGACUUGUAGAAGCUGUUAUCUUAUUGGUUGCUAUGGCUUACCAUACAUUUGUACCAUAUGUUGCAUGUUAUUAAAUGAAUAUUAUAGUGACCACA